AUGUCACAUCUUAUAGACUGUGAGAACUUUCAGUGUCUUCAGGGAUAUGUGAAAUGUUAUAACUCGUACUGUAUCCCACAUUAUUAUCUUCGUGAUGGAAGAACUGACUGUCCUACAGGAGAGGACGAGCAACCGUUUUACACUGGUCCAUGUACUGGAUAUUUUGCUUGCUGGAACAGCAACAUCUGUCUUCAUCCUGCCCUACUUUGUGAUGGACAUCCUGAAUGUCCGUAUGGGGAUGAUGAGCUUGGCUGUCGAGAGUUUUGUCCUAAAGGUUUUCGGUGUAUUUCAGGGACAGUGUCACUGACAGAUUAUAACAGAUCAAUUCCUUUAGACAUGACCACUUUGUCUCGUAUAGAUCCACGGCCCAGAUACAUGGACCUCUCUGGAAUAGAAAUUUAUGGAUUUGACAAUUUCAUGCCUGAAACCAGAGAAAUAUUUUAUAACUUACUAGUGCUUAUCAUGUCUAAUUGCAAGCUUAGUAAAUUAUAUAUUCCAUACGAUUCUAAAUGGUUUGGAAAGAAUCCCCCCUUUUCUAUCCAAAAACUAGACAUUAGCUACAAUAUGUUUGAACAAUUUUCUAAGCAUUAUUACAACCAUUAUUAUAAACGAAUACAUUAUCUUAAUAUGUCUUACAAUAAACAGCUUAAGUCAGUGGGAAAUCUACGAUUCGGUUUUUUAGAAAUACUUGAUUUUUCCUAUACAAGUUUGUCUUACCUAAACGAUUCAGUGUUUGUAAAUUUGCCCAGACUAAAACAUCUCAACUUGAGCCAUACUUUGAUUUCAGAUUUUACUAGACAAUAUUUCCUCUCAAAAGCAUCACUACACACGCUCGACUUAAGACGUAUUCACACAAAAGAUCUCGACGACUACUUAUUUCAUGGUCUAACCAUUAGCCAGGAGUUGUAUGUUGAUCACUUUAAGAUCUGCUGUCCUCAGAUUCAAGGAUUGGUAAUUAAACCUCGUGCGUGCAUUGCUCCUGUAACUAUAGACGCUAUAUCUUCGUGCUCUAAUCUGCUAGGAUUUGAUAUUCAGCGAUUUCUUCUCUGGAUGGUUGCAAUUCUCGCAGUUCUGGGAAACGUGACGGUCAUUGUGUAUCGUGUAACUUGGGAUAGGUCAGUUCUCCAGACAGGAUACGGUCUGUUUGUGACCAACUUAGGUAUAUCUGACUUCAUCAUGGGAGUCUAUUUGUUCAUAAUUGCUGGGGCUGAUUCUUUCUACCGUGACAAGUAUGUUCUCUAUGACAAGAGCUGGAGAAACAGUGUUGAAUGCAAGAUCGCUGGUUUUAUGGCUUGUCUUUCAUGUGAAGCAUCGACGUUCUUUGUUUUCCUGAUCACUCUCGACAGAUUUUUGGUGAUAAAGUUUCCAUUCGGUCAAGUAAAGUUUACGUGGUCUCACAAAACUAUCGCAGUUGUGAUGUCUUGGGUGGCCAGUGUCCUACUUUCACUUGUCCCCAUUGUUUUGAACUUUGACAUCUAUUCUUCUAACGCGAUGUGUCUCGGCUUGCCUUUAACAAACUCACAGGCUAAAGGUUGGGAGUACUGUGUGGCAGUUUUUAUAAUUUUUAACCUGAUCAUGUUUGUCUUUAUUGCAUGUGGUCAAUAUGCGAUCUUUCGUGCCAUAUCAGAGAACAGAAUAUCUAAAACAGCAGCCAACAUGAUAUCUUCACGACGAGCUGAAGAUAUAACAGUAGCCAAACAACUGUCUCUUGUAGUUCUGUCUAAUUUUCUUUUCUGGUUUCCUGUGGGAAUUAUGGGACUGAUGUCACUUGGAGGUCAUGAGGUCAGUAGUGAGGUUUAUGCAUGGACAACGGUUCUCCUUUUGCCCAUAAACUCCGCUGCAAACCCUGUGCUGUACACUAUUCCUGCCCUACUGGAGAGAUGGGAGCAGUUUAAACGUGGGGAUCAAAGGACACCUUCUGCCUAUGUGUAA
Messenger RNA from Candidula unifasciata, 1932 nucleotides. Lineage: Eukaryota; Metazoa; Mollusca; Gastropoda; Stylommatophora; Geomitridae. The record is from the annotation of a GenBank genome assembly.